AUGGCGAGUUUACAGUCUUCUUCUGAAUCUCAUCUUCCUCAACUUCUCACAAUCGCCGAUUCCAACUCGCCGGAGUUUGAAUUCUGGAACAUUCUUAGAAACCCAUCAUUCCCACCACCCAAUCUUCUAUCCGCCGACGAACUCUUCGCCGACGGCGUAGUUUUACCCCUUCAUCGUCUUCAAAUCCAUUUCAAUCAACCGCCCGAUGACCCUAUUCCUCACCCUGACUAUACUGAAUCAUCAUCAUCGGUGUUGGCGGCGUCGAAGCGGUGGAGAGAUAUAUUCAAGAAGACCGAUAAGAAAUUAAACCCCAACAAGACGAAGAAAGAGAAAGCGGUUGCCGGAGGAAAAAACAGUAGUGCCGAACUGAAUAUAAACAUAUGGCCGUUCUCCAGAAGUAGAUCCGCCGGAACCGGCGGAAACAGGACACGGACGUCGUCGUCGUCGGCGGUUGUACGGAAGGUGAGUAGUGCGCCGUGUUCACGGAGUAACUCGAGGGGUGAGUCUAACUCGAAAGGGAGGAAGUUACUGAGUAGUCCGAGUCGGGGUGGUGGGGUUCAUCUUGGUCGGAGUAGCCCUGUUUUGCAUAUACGUCGGGGAGGAUCCGGGAGAAAGGGAUCCGACCCGAAUAGUAGUAUUAAUCGUAUUGGACAGAAAGGAAGUGGAAUGGGUUCAAGUCCAAGGCUGGCAAGUAUGGAUUGCCGUCAGAAUACUCCGGCGACUUGUGGCGGCGAUGAGAAGAGUAGGGGUAUCGACGGUGCCGGAGCCGUCGACGGUGGUGGCCGGAGCAGUAAUAAUCAAUUGUUUAAUCUGAAGAGUUUAUUUAGUAAGAAAGUUUAUUAA
Messenger RNA from Impatiens glandulifera, 843 nucleotides. RefSeq lists its product as uncharacterized. Bases 1 to 843 code for a protein of 280 amino acids. The transcript has a single exon. The record is from RefSeq and is a predicted model, not a curated record. NCBI's taxonomy places the organism in Eukaryota, Viridiplantae, Streptophyta, Magnoliopsida, Ericales, Balsaminaceae.